GAGGGAGGGCGGUGGCCGAGGCUCGCUUGGCUGCGCUCCCCGCCCCUCGAAGGCCGGCCCUCCAGCGCGCCCCAAAGGUCCACAGCGCUUGCGGUUACUGAGCGCUCAAGCCGCCGGCCCCGACCCAGGCCCAGCAGCUUCCCAGGCCCGCACCCGUAGUGGAGGGAAGAGCCGCCUAGGGGAGGAGGGAAAGGGACUUGGGGGCGGCCACGGCAGGUGAGGGGUGAGCGAGGCCCUGGGAAGCGGGGGAUGUGGGUGUGUGACGCGUUUGUGGCUGCAGGGUUAACCUCCAUUUCAGCUAAUCAUGGGAGAGAUUAAAGUCUCUCCUGAUUAUAACUGGUUUAGAAGUACAGUCCCCCUUAAAAAGGUUGGAAUUUACCGCAUACCACUGUCAGAGGUUACUGAGAUUUUGUUUACUACAAUCAUAGCAAAAAGAAACAGGAAAAGCAAAAACAUUAUUGUGGAUGAUGACGACAGUAAGAUCUGGUCGCUCUACGAUGCAGGCCCCAGAAAUAUCAGGUGUCCUCUCAUAUUUCUCCCUCCCGUCAGCGGAACUGCUGAUGUAUUUUUCCGGCAGAUUUUGGCUUUGACUGGAUGGGGUUACCGGGUUAUAGCUUUGCAGUAUCCAGUUUAUUGGGACCAUCUUGAAUUCUGUGAUGGAUUCAGAAAACUUUUAGACCAUUUACAGUUGGAUAAAGUUCAUCUCUUUGGGGCUUCUUUGGGAGGCUUUUUGGCCCAGAAGUUUGCUGAAUACACUCACAAAUCUCCCAGAGUCCAUUCUCUCAUCCUCUGCAAUUCCUUCAGUGACACUUCUAUCUUUAACCAAACAUGGACUGCAAACAGCUUUUGGCUGAUGCCGUCAUUUAUGCUCAAAAAAAUCGUUCUUGGAAACUUUUCAUCUGGCCCAGUGGACCCUAUGAUGGCUGAUGCCAUUGAUUUCAUGGUGGACAGGCUGGAAAGUUUGGGGCAGAGUGAACUGGCUUCAAGACUUACCCUGAAUUGUCAAAAUUCUUAUGUGGAACCUCAUAAAAUUCGGGACAUCCCUGUAACCAUCAUGGACGUGUUUGACCAGAGUGCACUUUCAACUGAAGCUAAAGAAGAAAUGUACAAACUGUAUCCUAAUGCCCGGAGGGCUCACCUGAAAACAGGAGGCAAUUUCCCUUACCUGUGCAGAAGUGCAGAGGUGAAUCUCUAUGUACAGAUACAUUUGCUGCAAUUCCACGGAACCAAAUAUGCGGCCAUUGACCCAUCAAUGGUCAGUGCUGAGGAGCUCGAGGUGCAGAAAGGCAACCUUGGCAUCAGUCAGGAGGAGCAGUAGCUGUUAGAGUUGGCUCUUAGUGAUGAGUGAUCCAGUGUGUCCGUACAAUCAGUGACAUCAGUGCCCACCAGUCGGCCUCUCUCUUCGGUUCGUCAGGUUCACCGGUUAUCACUGUGUUUGGAACUAGGACUGAUUGUCAUCUUCGUGACAGGCGGCAGCUCUUCUAAGCCAGUGUAACUAUUCCCUCUUCAGUUUUUUUAGCUUUUGAACUUAACGAAGUACUUUUGAAGAUUCCCAUUUUAAGAAUUGUGAAAAUUUUGCUACCAAAAGUCUUCACCACUGUGUUGUUAAGUGAAUAUUAAUUUCUGAAUUUGGGGAUUCUGUGGAUUUUUUUCCUUUCCUUUCUUUGUUAUUUGCUGUAAAUGCUGCACAUCCACAUUGUGUAUCAGAAGGACAUUGGUUAUUUUUAUGCUUUCUUGGUUAUAACUUAUCAGAGUGCCAAGGCUGUCACCCACUGUUUGCUCUCCUGCAAAUGAACUACUUCUAAUUUCCAGUUAAGCAGACUGUUUUCAGUUUGGGCUGUUGUCUUUAUACCCAUUACAGUCUUUGGAAUAAAAAUUCAAUUUGAGUGA
Aethalodelphis obliquidens (Pacific white-sided dolphin) is the source of this 1890-nucleotide messenger RNA. It is a transcript of the gene SPG21, whose product is annotated as SPG21 abhydrolase domain containing, maspardin. Bases 305 to 1318 code for a protein of 337 amino acids. The record is from RefSeq and is a predicted model, not a curated record. Gene Ontology annotation, molecular function: CD4 receptor binding. Gene Ontology annotation, cellular component: trans-Golgi network transport vesicle; cytosol. NCBI's taxonomy places the organism in Eukaryota, Metazoa, Chordata, Mammalia, Artiodactyla, Delphinidae. The transcript has 10 exons.